Molecule: messenger RNA, 843 nt
Organism: Guillardia theta CCMP2712
Lineage: Eukaryota; Cryptophyceae; Pyrenomonadales; Geminigeraceae
Exons: 7
Coding region: 94-843 (249 amino acids)
Source: RefSeq, a predicted model, not a curated record
GCAGGAUUCAUCCUGCUGCUCCACCUAGAGCGAGCAGGUCAGGGAGCGGAACAAUGCGAACAGAAACAUCUCCAUGCGAUCGUCUGCAAACGGAUGUUUCUCGGCAGCGCUGAAUUUGCAGCAGUCAAGUUGCUACAGGCAUGGUGCAGGAGGAUUCAGCCGCUGCCUCGUCAUCCCUGCCUUGACCUUAACGCCAUGGCGUCAGUUCGGUACUGCGGGCUCAUACAGGCGCAUCGAUCGCUACAGCGACUGGUCAAGGCCUCGACCAGCUCGACGAUUCUCUUCGUGAGGACGUUCCCAGUCCAGGAGCAGACGCUCUUUCUCUCUCAUUCGUUGCCCCGGACGGCAGAGGAGAAGGAGGAGGAAGGGGGACAGAGACUUGCUGCAAAGAGGAUACUUGCUGAGUUGUACAAAAUGUACAUGCCUGAAUUCAUCGUUGGCGUGGAGAAAGUCUCCUUCAACAUGCUGCAAACUCUAUCUCGAGUCCGAUAUUGCAACGUUCUGCAAGCUUCUAUCAAGAUUGUCAGCUACACCAAAGCAGCGGUCAUUCGCUUCAAGUACAACACGUCUCCUCCUGUGGGCUCAUCGCUCCUCCGUUUCUUCCCUUCCGCCUCGUCCUCCACCAGGCUCGCCAACCAUGCCUGCCACGUCGCCAAGGACUGCCUGGCAGCUGGGAAGUUCAACAACGCUUCUCAGCUCCUCCAGCUCGCAGCUGACGACAUCGAGCUAGCCCUUGCUCGCAGAAGACUGAGAAUGAAAGUCCUGGAAUUGAACAGAGCGAUUGAUCGAGACGUCAUGAUGGGAGUAUCCAGCAAGGAGCUGUUGUUGGCAAGCAAUCUUUGA